AUGCAAUACGGAGGAGGUGGAAAUGCUUUUAGCAAUCUUAUAUCCAAUGGAUCUUAUUCCUUUUCUAAUCCAGUAUUUGCUGCAUUAGCUAGUUAUUCUUCUAUGACACUUUUAAAAAUGCUUGGCAUGUCAACUUAUACAAUAAUUCAACGUUUUCGUACAAGAAAUUUUACUACAUCAGAAGAUGAUAUUUAUAAACAAUUAAUGAAUCAAUUAGGUCAUUCUAGUGGUACGAUAAAAAGUAAAAAUGAUAUAGUUGAACGUGUACGAAAUAAUCAUUUAAAUGAUUUGGAAAAUAUUAUUCCAUUUGUUUUAAUUGGCCUUUUUUACGUUGGUACUCGACCGAAAUUUGAUUGUGCUCUUUGGCAUUUUCGAAUUUUUUUUCUAUCACGUAUUCUACAUACUAUAGCUUAUCAGGUUCCAUUACCUCAACCAACACGCACAAUCUCAUGGCUAGUAGGUUAUUUAAGUAUAAUUUCAAUGACCAUACCAAUACUUCGUUCAAUUCAAAUCUAA
Molecule: messenger RNA, 516 nt
Organism: Rotaria sordida
Lineage: Eukaryota; Metazoa; Rotifera; Eurotatoria; Philodinida; Philodinidae
Source: the annotation of a GenBank genome assembly